Gavialis gangeticus (Gharial) is the source of this 12322-nucleotide messenger RNA. It is a transcript of the gene AKAP9, whose product is annotated as A-kinase anchoring protein 9. Gene Ontology annotation, biological process: positive regulation of peptidyl-serine phosphorylation; maintenance of centrosome location; signal transduction. The record is from RefSeq and is a predicted model, not a curated record. The coding region runs from base 99 to 11804 and encodes 3901 amino acids. Gene Ontology annotation, cellular component: Golgi stack; cis-Golgi network; centrosome. NCBI's taxonomy places the organism in Eukaryota, Metazoa, Chordata, Crocodylia, Gavialidae. Gene Ontology annotation, molecular function: potassium channel regulator activity; molecular adaptor activity; DNA binding. The transcript has 49 exons.
CCCAGUUUAGGCAGCGGAAAGCACAGUCUGAUGGCCAGAAUGUAUCCAAGAAGCAGAAAAAAAAGAAAAAGGCAUCAAACACCAAAGAUGAAGAAUCAAUGCAAGAUAGUCCUGAUAUUGACCAAUCACGAGGUGAUGAAACAUCCAUGUACAUUGGUCAAAGAGGAGCAGCUGCUACUGCUGACUUCAAUAUAAUAAGGACUUUACAAAGUGGAGAAAUUGUCAAAGAUGACCAGACAUAUAAUAUUGAACCAGAAAGUGAAAUUUCUACUACGGUUGAAGAUUAUAGUUCGGAGGUAAAUGGUUGCAGUUUUGUGACGAGAACAUCUAUACCUGCAGAUUUAAUCAGGGAAGAAGAAUUUGGAGUUGGAGAUAUUUAUUCUGAGCAUGGAAUGCGGCACACUGAAACACGGCUAGAGAUGAUGGAAAAUGAAUUGGCUGGGAAACAGCAAGAGAUUGAAGAACUAAACAGAGAGCUAGAAGAAAUGAGGGCAGCAUAUGGUACAGAAGGUUUGCAACAGCUGCAAGAGUUUGAAGCUGCUAUCAAAAAAAGAGAUGACAUUAUCACCCAGCUUACUACUAAUCUACAGCAAGCACGGAAAGAGAAGGAUGAAACUAUGAGGGAAUUUUUAGAGCUUACUGAACAAAGCCAGAAAUUGCAAAUUCAGUUUCAGCAUUUACAAGCAAGUGAAACCCUAAGGAACACCAGCCAUAGCUGUACAGCUGCUGACCUAUUGCAAGCUAAACAACAGAUCCUUACACAUCAGCAACAGCUGGAAGAACAAGAAUAUCUACUGAAAAAUUACCAAAAAAAGAAUGAAGAAUCUGAAGCUCACAUUACACUUCUGCAAGAUAGAAUUGCAAUAUAUGAAAUGGAAAAAAACAAAAGUGGAGAAUAUUCCAAUAAGAAGCUACAAGAAAAAGAAACAUUAAUUGAAGGUCUGGAAGCAAAAAUUUCAGAAGGAGAAAGAAAUGCAGUUCACUUAAGUGAAAAAUUAUCAAAUGCCAAUAAAUUAAUUGAAGAAUUAAAAGAACAGAUUAUACAAAAGAACCAAGAAGUAAAUAAUGUGAGAUUGGAACUGAGUAACUGCAAACAAAAAGAAAGACAAUGCUCUGAUGAAAUAAAACAGUUAAUGGGCACUGUGGAAGAAUUGCAGAAGCGAUGCCAUAAAGACAGCCAAUUUGAAACUGACAUUGUACAAAGAAUGGAAUUAGAAACACAAAGGAGACUGGCACAACUUCAGGCAGAAUUAGAUGAGAUGCAUGGGCAGCAGCUUGUACAAAUGAAGCAAGAAUUAAUUAAGCAACAUGCAUUAGAAAUUGACAAGCUUCUUUCCCAGCAAAAAGCUGAGAUGGAGAAAACCUUAAACGUUUGUUCAAGUGAUAAUAUUCAUGAAGAUCAAAUAUAUUUAAUGAAUAUUACAAUUAAUGACUUGAAUGUGAAAUUACAAGAUGCUAACCAUCAGAGGGAAAAAGUAAAGCAAGAUUUGUCACAACAGCUGGAAGCAAUUUCAGCAGAAAAAUCUCUUCAACAAACACAAAUUGAAGAUCUUUUUCAAGAACUGAGCUUUGCGCGGGAGCAAACUCAAAGAGCUAAACAGACCAUAACUUCUAUGGAAUGCAGAUUAAAUGAAGCAGACAAAUACCAGGUUGUGAUUGAAGAUCUGAAAGCUCAGCUUGGUUCUGAAAUUGAGUUCCGGAAAGAAUUAGAAAUAAAACAUGAAGCAGAAGUCACAAAUUAUAAAAUAAAACUUGAAAUGCUAGAGAGGGAGAAGGAUGCAGUUUUGGACAGGAUGGCUGAAUCUCAGGAGGCUGAAUUAGAGAGACUAAGGACACAGCUUUUGUUUAGUCAUGAAGAAGAACUGUCCAAACUUAAAGAAGAUUUACAGGAAGAACACAGAGUAAACAUUGAAAACCUUAAAGAUAGCCUGACUGCCCACUAUAAACAACAAUUAGAUGCGGUACAAAAUGAAAUGAGUCAAAAGAUAGAAGCCGUGCAAUUUGAAAAGGACAACUUAAUAACAAAGCAAAAUCAGCUAAUAUUAGAGAUUUCAAAACUGAAAGAUUUACAGCAGUCUCUUGUAAACUCCAAGUCAGAAGAAAUGACUCUUCAAAUCCACGAACUCCAAAAGGAGAUUGAAGUUCUUAGGCAAGAAAAAAAAGAAAAGGGUACACUUGAACAAGAAGUUCAAGAAUUACAACUUAAAACUGAACUGCUAGAGAAACAAAUGAGAGAGAGAGAAGAUUGCCUUCAAGAAAAAUGUGCAGAACUUGAAACACAGAAUAGCCACCUUAAAGAUGAAAAUAAAGUCCUAGAAGAUAAGUUAAAGCACACCUCGCUAAGCUCAGAAGAAAAUACGAUGUUCAAAGACAAUGUUAGUUGUAAAUCAGAAAACCUGGACUUAGAAAAAAGAAUAGAAAAACUGAUUGCUGAAAAUGAGCAGCUUACAAAACAGGGCAUCCAACUCGAGGAGGAAAUUGAAAGGCAAAAAAAUACUAUUUUAUUUGCUGAGAAAAAAUUUGACAUUAACUACCAAGAGCUCCAGAAAGAAUAUGCUUGUCUACUAAAGGUAAAAACUGAUUUAGAAGACAGCAAGAAUAAACAGGAAGUUGAAUAUAAAUCCAAACUCAAGGCUCUGACGGAAGAGCUUCAGAAUAUACAAAGCAAUAAACAGAUUAUAUUGAAAACUAAAAGCUCAGCCUCUGAAGGCACUAGAGACAACAAGUUAUGCAAAGCAGAAACUUUUGAAGUUGGAGAAGUUAUUGAGAAAGAUACAACAGAACUCAUGGAAAAGCUUGAGGUUACCCAGCGUGAGAAACUAGAACUGUCUUUAAGACUUUCAGAUCUUUCUGAACAGUUAAAGUCCAAGCAUAGUGAAAUUUGUCAGUUAAGUGAAGAAGUUAAAUCUUUAAAACAAGAAAAAGAGCAAGUUUUAUCAAGAUGUAAAGAAUUAGAAAUCAUAAUUAUUAAUAACCAGACCGAUAUUAACAUUGAACAUAAAAUAAAACACUCCAAAGAAAAAGCUCAAUCAAAUGCCACCCUAGCUACUGAAACUACAACUCUGAUAUCUGAUCCAAGCAAUGAAUUUGCUGAGGAAAUAAAACUAAGAGAAGGCAGCGUGAAUUUGGGUAAAGAUUCCGGUCAUUGUGUAACAACAGAGGAGUCAAUUCAGCAAAUACUGAAUCCAGAACAGCAGUCACUGUUAGAUCAUUUGCACCAGAUGACUGGCAGAUUAGCAGGAGAAACAUCGCUAAUGUCUAUUACUCAGAGUGAAAAUAAUCAGCUUCAGCAGCAGCUGGAUAUUUUAAAAUCUGAACAGACUGAUUUACAGCUACAAAUGGAAGCCCAGCGCAUUUGUCUCUCUCUGGUUUAUUCAGCUCAUGUAGACCAAGUUCGUGAGUAUUUGCAAGUUGAAAAAGAGAGCGCACUCUGCAGCCUUAAAGAGGAGCUUGUCUAUAAUCAUGCACAGGAGAUGAAUGAGCUUAAGAAAGCACAUCAGUUGGAGCUCCAGACCUUGAAAGAUCAGCAAACAGAUGAGGAAAUUAGAUCUGCAGCAAUGCUUACAGAAAAGUUCAGCAAAGCAAUAUCUGAGGAAUGUUCUCGGCUUACACAGUCUUUGUGCAGUGUUCAGAGUGAGCAGUACUCAACUGCUGUUGAAGUUAGUGAUGGAGAACAAGAAAUAUCACAUGCUGCUUUUACAGAGAAAGAGAAAUCUAACCUUGCAUUGCCGGUACAGAGAGUUCAAGCUCAAGCCUUGCAAGAAAAUAUGCAAACUCUUCUGAACAAGAUAAGGGAAGAGUGCAACAGGAUGAUGGCACUUCAUACACAGUUUAUGAGUGACUGCAAAAAGGUCAGAGAAAAUCAAGUGUCAUAUGGUGAGUUUGAGCCUAGAAAAGAUGAUGAUGAAAUUUGUUCUCUACAGAUGAAAAUAGAAUGCUUACAAACUCCUUCACAGGACUUUGAUGUCAUGGUUAGAGAAUCCCAUUGGGAGGAGAUGGAGAACCAUAAGAGACAACUUGAAAAACAACAUGCUCAAGAACUAGAGCACCUCCGGUCCUAUUUCCAGCAGCAGUUGAAAGAAACUGAAGAGAGAUACACAACUGAGAUCAUUCAUUUACAAAACAGACUUCAGAAUAACAGUGGCUCUUCUGAACACUUCAGUAUACCUGCAGACUCACAGGUAAACAUUAAAGAGGUCAUGCCGAAAAUGAAACACACUGAAAAUGUUUCUCAACAAAGUACAGAUGAGGCAGUAGAGUUUCCUAGUGAAAUAGAAGUAAAAAAUGAAAUGAAUAUUAUUCAGUUAUUGGAAAAACAGUACCAAGAACGAUUAGAACAAGAAAUGGCUAAGGUUAUCGUGCAAAUGAGUGUAGCGUUUGCCCAACAGACCGAACUGGCAAGAAUGGCUAGACAGAAAGAAGUAAGUCUGUCAGUAGCACAAACAGAAAUUGUUCAUCAAGAGGAAAGGCCUUUUGAAAUUAUGCAGAAAUGCAGUGAAGAAGAGUUAGACAUCCAUCUUGCCAAAGAAAAGAAAAAAGACAUUAAACAUGAAGAACUGAAACCACUUAGCAAGGAACUCUGUGAAGAGUCCAGUGAUAUUCCUUCUCUUGGAGAACAGUUUAAAUCAACUGCUGGGCCUGGUUACACGCUGGGACCAAGCAAGCAGGAAAUGAAAUUAUCAGUUGAGUCUUCCUCCCAACACACAGAAUUUGAGCUGAAGGAAAUACUACAAAAUAAUAGUAUGCUGGCGUCCAGCACAGAAACCUCAAGUCAACUGUUGUUGUAUGAAGAACGUUUGGAAGACAUGCGACAGGAACUUGUGCGACAGUAUCAGGAACAUCAGCAGGCAACAGAAACAGUGAGACAGGGGCAUAUGCAACAAAUGGAGCGGGAAAAAGAAAAUCAAGAACAGCUCUUAGCGGAGAUUGAAAGACUUAAAAUGCAAUUAGCGGAGAGUGAUUCAGUGGAGAAUGACAGCUUGGUUACGGAGAGAGAGAGAAUGCUUUUAGAGGAACUGGAAUCAUUAAAGAAGCAUUCUGUACCUGGACGGGAGAGGUUGUAUUGUGAGCUACGUAACAGCAGUACGCAAACACAGAGUGAAAAAGAAAAUCAAAAUGAAUCAAAAGAGGCCAUCUUAGAGGAUGAAGAAGGAAGAGAGAACCCUGAAGAAACAUCUUCAGCAAUUCUUUCUGAAGAAAGGCAUGCUCUACAGAAUGCUAACAACGGACUCUUGAGGAUUCUGUUAGAAGUUGUGAAGACAACGGUUGCUGUAGAAGAAACAAUUGGUCAUCAUGUUCUUGGAUUACUGGAUAGAGCUGGAAAAGGCCAGCCAUCCUCUAAGAUUGUAGCAUGGGAAAGUAAGACAGAAGAGUCAAUAAAACCAUGUGUCCGUGUGGGAUAUGAAAAAGAAGAACCAUCUUCCUCAUAUCACACUAGUCAUCUAGGAGGUGAUGAUGUUAGCAUAUGGUCAGGAGCACCUGAUGAAGGACUUGAGCUGACUCAGCAUCUCAAAGAAAGCAGCUUUGCUGGACUGGAAAUGGACCCUGAAAAGGAGGAACUGAUUCUAAAUAUUAGUUCUCGACUGCAGGCUGCUGUUGAAAAACUUCUGGAAGCCAUCAGUGACACCAGCAGUCAGCUUGAACAUGCUAAAGUUACACAGACAGAACUCAUGCAAGAGUCCUUCAAAAGGCAGCAGGAGGCUACUGAAUUUCUCAAAUGUCAAGAGGAACUGCAAGAGCGACUCAGUGAAGAGACCAAAGCCAGAGAGCAGUUGGCAUUGGAGCUAAGUAAAGCUGAGUGUCUUAUUGAUGGUUAUGCAGACGAAAAAGCAUUUCUGGAAAAACUUAUCCAGGAAAAAAUAGAUGUAAUAGACCAUCUUGAGCAAGAGCUGCUCUGUACAGGUAACAAAUUGCAGGAACUAGAGGCUGAGCGACAGCAGAUUCAGGAGGAAAAGGAGUUACUCUGCAGACAAAAGGAUGCCAUGAAAGCAAGUGCAGGAUCUGCGGAACAACAAUUACUGGAGGAGACAGAAAAACUAAUGAAGGAAAAAAUAGAAGUACAGCGUCAAGCUGAAAAAGAAUAUGGUGACCUUCAGAAGCAAGUUAAGGCUUUGGAAACAGACUUGGAGGAACAAGUUAACCGUUUUAUAGAGAUAGAACAAGAAAAAAAUGCAGAAUUAAUGGAUCUAAGACAACAAAACCAGGCUUUGGAGAAGCAGCUUGAGAAAACAAGAAAAUUUCUAGAUGAGCAGGCAAUUGAUAGAGAACAUGAGAGAGAUGUGUUCCAACAAGAGAUAGAGAAACUGGAGCAACAGCUUAAGAUUCCACAAAGAUUUCAGCCCAUCAGUGAGCAUCAAACCAGAGAGGUUGAACAGUUAACAAACCAUCUAAAAGAAAAGACAGACAAAUGUAGUGAACUUUUACUCUCUAAGGAGCAACUUCAGAGAGAUGUACAAGAACGGAAUGAAGAAAUUGAGAAACUUGAAUGCAGAAUAAGAGAACUGGAACAAGCCUUAAUUAUCAGUGCAGACAAACUGCAAAAGGUUGAGGAAAGGAAGCAGUUUGGAGCUGCCAAAGUAAAAGGAGAAUUGCCCCUUGAAGUACAGCUGCAGGCUGAACAAGAAGCUGUUGACAGAAAGGAAAAAGAGAUCACAAACCUUGAAGAACAACUGGAACAGUUUCGAGAGGAAUUAGAAAACAAAAAUGAAGAAGUUCAGCAGUUGCACAUGCAAUUAGAAAUCCAGAGAAAGGAAUCCACUACACGGUUGCAAGAACUUGAGCAAGAGAAUAAAUUAUUUAAGGAUGAAAUGGAAAGAUUGGGACUAGCUAUCCAGAAAUCUGAAAAUACAUCCAUUAAAGAUCAUCAUCUAGGUGCUGGGAAACUUGUUCAAUUUGUGCAGGAAAAGGAGCAGAAAAUAGAUCAUCUUAAUGAACACAUUUCAGAGCUACAAGAACAACUUGAAAACACAACAGAUAACAAAGUAAUUGAAGAAAAAAAUGAGCAUAUAAGGGAGCUUGAAGGCCAGAUAGAGUAUCUAAAAAGUGAUCAAGAACGUAUCAAGAAAAAGAGUGAAGAUGAAAUAGACCAGUUGAAUGAAGUUAUUGAAAAACUUCAGCAGGAAUUGGCAAAUAUUGAACAAAAGGUACCUGUAGACUUUGCUUCCUUUCAGGAGGAUACAGAAAGUCUGAAAUACCAGCUUGAUACACUAUUGGCAGAAAAAGCUGCUUUGGAGAUGCAAGUGGAAAAUAAUAGUGCAGAAGCCUCUCGUACAAAGGAUGAGCUUGAGGAAAACAGAUUAAAAAUGAAUCAGUUGAAGCAAGAAAUAAAUACAUUAAAGAGGGAACAUGAGAAGGUAACAGAGAAAUAUAAAUUUAUACUGAUGAAAAUUGAUAAGGCACAAGUAGAGGACAGAGGUGAAGAUAAAAGUGAAAAAUUGGAAGAAGGCCAAAGUGAAAGAACACAAGAAUUGUUAGAAAAUGAAAUGCAACUUAAGGUUGUUGAAGAAAGGGUCAUAAUCAGUAAUCUGGAGGCAAGGCUGCAGCAGUAUCAGGCCACUGUUAAAGAAAAGGAUUCAGAACUGUGCUGCUGUUACAACCAAAUAGAGAAGCUGAAAGAACAAGCCCAGGCUGAAACAGAAGUGCUUAAAAAGAAAAUCCAGGAAAUGAAAGAAAUGCUGGAGGAAAAGUUAGCUGCUGCUCUUGUCAGUCAAGCUCAACUAAAUGCAGUUCAGGAACAUAGUAAAUUCAUGCAAGAAAUUCAGACAGUUUCAAAGGGUGUCAAAGAAUCAAACAGAAGUACACAAACAGAAAAUUUCAAUGGUAUAGCUGAAGAAGAAACAGAAUCAAAAUUAUCAGUAUUAACAGAGAGACUGUCAGAGAUGGAGAACAAGCUGGCAAAGAUGCAAAAUAGCCUGGAAUUAGAAAAAGAAAAUGUAGAAGUUUCACAGAAAGAAGCUAAAGAAAAAGAAAAGAGACUGUUAGAACUUCAGCAGUUAGUAGAAGAGAUUAAAAACAAACACAAAGACGAGAUUCAAGAGAGCCCUAAGCAGGCAGAGGUGCAAACAUCUGAGGGAGUCUCAGAGCUCACUUACGGUCAAGAAGGAAGUGUGUUCAUUGAUGGCCUUGAACUAGAGAAAAUCAAAGCAGAGUCAACUGCUGCUAAGGAAGAACUGAGCAGUUACAGAGGAAAAGUAGAAAAACUUCAAGAGGAAUUAGUGGUGAGAGAAGAAAGUGUGGCCCAUUUGCAAGAAGAACUACACCGAGUCAAGGACAACCUAGUUCAAACUGAAAAAAAGCUUGCCAAUUAUGUGAGAAAGGAAAAGGAAAUAGCAGGACUUGCAAGCAGAAAGGUUGUUGACAAAUCAGACAGUGUUUCUACUAAAAAGCCUGCUCAAAUCAGAAAAAGCUCAUCUCGUACUGACAAAACUAGGCAAAUCAAUAGCUGGAGCCAAACUUCACAGGUCCUUGUUAAAGAUGCAGAAAUCCAAAUUGAUUUACCUAGUGGAUGUUCCUCUGAGGAAGUUGCAGAGAUCAUAAGAGAGUUUACUGAGAAAAUUGACCAAAUGCAAGAGCUCCAUGCUGCUGAAAUCAUGGACAUGGAAACUAGGCAUAUUUCUGAAGCUGAAGCCUUGAAAAGAGAACAAUUUGUUGCAGUCCAGGUAUUAAUAGAUGAAUGUAAUACUUUGAAAGAAGUCAUAGAGACUCAGAGAGCUAAAGAGGAGGGGGGCUCCAUUCCUGGGUUAGUGCACUCGGCAUCUUACCAGGCCAGAGAUGGAUGCUCUAGUGACUCUAGUUCAGACUGGGGUCAAGGGAUUUAUGCUGCUCCGAGCCAGGGGUCUGACACAAUAUCAGAAGGAAUGGGAGACGAAGGUGAAGCCUCAACAGACUUACUUCCAAAGAAAAUAAAGGGUUUGCUGACAGCAGUCCAUCAUGAAGGUGUACAGGUACUCUCUCUCACAGAAUUUCCCUAUAGUGAAAGAGAGACAUCAUCUCUUAAACAAGGGCCAGAGUUAUGGCUUGAGGAAAGGAAAACUUUUCUGAGCACCAUUUCAUCUUUGAAGGAUUUAAUUACAAAAAUGCAACUGCACAGGGAAGCUGAGGUUUAUACAAGUUGUGAGUCUUCUGAAAAUGUCCCAGACUGGCGAAGUGAACUUCUGCAUGCUGUUCAGCAGGUCUUCAUAAGAGAACAAGACAUUCUUUUAGCUGCAUUUCAAACAGAACUUGCAGAAUUAGGUGCAAGGGAUGCAGUGGUAUUGAUGGGCCAGUUAGAUCACAGACUUCAAGAACAGGGUAUUGAACAAAGAGCAGCAAUGGACUCCCUUCAGAAUGCAGACAGAAGAAGUUUGCUAAUGGAAAUUCAAGUAUUACACUCCCAGAUGAACAGUAGAAAAACUAAUGCAAAGAGAGAACAAGAGAUUGAUCCAAAAAGCCAAGAAAUGCUGGAGUACAAUAUGCAGCAGAAGCAGUCACAGAUACUGGAGAUGCAAGUUGAACUUCGUAGUGUGAAAGACAGGGCAGCAGAACUUCAGGAACAGCUGAAUUCUGAAAGAAUGACAGUUGCUGAACUGAAGAAUGAACUUGCACAGGCUAAAUUAGAACUUGAAACAACUCUAAAAGCCCAGCACAAGCACUUCAGAGAUCUAGAAACCAUCAGGACUGAGGUUAAAGAAAAAGCAAAUGAAUUAGAUGUAUUAAAGGAUACAAUGGCCAAUGAACAGAAAAAAUCAAGAGAGCUACAGUGGGCUUUGGAAAAGGAAAAAGCAAAAAUGGAACGCAAUGAGGAAAGAGGAAGAGAAGAGCUUGAGGACUUGAAAUUUUCACUUGAGGAUCAAAAACAAAAGAAUGCGGAGUUAAAUAGACUUUUGGAACAGGAAAAGCAGCUUUCAAGUGACCUGCAGCAGAAAAUAGAAUCCCAGGAAGCACUGAAUAUUGCCCAGAUGUCACAUGAGCAAGGCCGUAACUGUGAGCUUCAGGUACUCCUUGAAACAGAAAAGGCCCGAGUUCUUGAAAUGAGCAGUGCCUUAGAAAAGGAGAAAGAGCUUUGUGCCCAGCUCCAGAGUGCUGAAGCUAAGGAGCAGGAGGGAAUUGCUAAUCCUUCAGACGAAUUGUUUAAAGAGCUACAAAGACAAAUGGAUGAAAAACAUGACCGUGUAGUAGAGUUAGUCAGUGAGAUGGAGAAGUAUAAACUGGAGUCUGUGCAGGUGAGACAGCAGAUGGAAAAAGAGAAACAGAUUCAGAAGAAGGCACUGCAAACAGAGCAAGAUGCUAACAUCCUAGCACAGAAGAAGAUACAUGAACUCGAGUCCAAAGUGGAAGAUCUUCAGUGGCAGCUUGGGGAGAAGAGACAACAGAUUCACAAACUACAGCAUGAAACAAAGAGAUUGCAGGAAAUAAUUCAAGAACUGCAGAAAACUGAGCAGGACAGGGAGGAAAAAGAAACAGCCAAAGGAAAAGAACAGAGUCUAAAUGAGACUACAUGUGACAUGUCAAAUGAGAGAACAAGAAAUUGGAUUCUCCAGCAGAAAAUGGAAGGAGCUGAAGCCAAUGAACCAACCUACCCUACCUUGAUGGAAACAAAAGGAGGUGACCUAGCUGUGGGUAGCAGUGUUCUGGACAACAUUAGACAAAAGCUACAAAAUAUGUCUUCGAAGCUGAAGCAGUUGGCUCACAAGGCUGCUAGGAGACUGCAGUUUGAAACAGCAGACAAUGAAGACUUCAUUGGAGUUCAAAAUACUGUUGAAGAUGUUCUCUUGCAGUUGCAGAACUUACCUGGAUUGCCCCAGUUACAUGAGCUAAAGUUACUGUUACCACCAGGAUCCUCCUCUAGGUCAUUUACUGAGGGGCUGCUGAGACAGAAUGCUGAGCUGACAGGGUUUGUCAGCAGACUGAGUGAGGAAAAGAACAAUCUGAGGAAUGCUGUCAUAAAAUUGGAGGAGAAAGUCAGACAACAUCAGCAGAGAGGACCUUGCGGAGAUUAUUCUUCUAGACGUGUGCUGGACAAUGGAACUAAUAUUGACACACUCACUGCUUCUGAAAGAGAGAUUUGGAACAGAGAAAAGCUGUCGCUGCAGAAAUCCUUGAAACAAGCUGAUGCAGAGCUGUCCAAACUGAGAGCAGAACUCAGGAAUGAAGCUUUUCUGAGAGAACUGGGAUCGGAGUCUGAAAAUGCCGUUUUAAAAAGAAUUUAUGGAAAAUACCUGAGAGCAGAGAGCUUUCGGAAAGCACUCAUAUACCAGAAAAAAUACUUGCUGCUGUUACUAGGUGGAUUCCAGGAAUGUGAAGAAGCCACCCUGGCCCUCAUUGCAAGAAUGGGUGGGCAACCUUCCUAUACUGAUGUAGAAGUGAUUACACGUCAUUCAAAGGGUUUUACCAGAUUUCGUUCUGCAGUCAGAGUGUCCAUUGCAAUUUCAAGAAUGAAGUUCCUGGUUCACCGGUGGCACCGGGUUACAGGUUUCAGCUUCAUAAGUAUCAACAGGGAUGGCUUUAGCCAAAACACAGGUAAUGAGCAACGGUCUGAUUCUUUCUCUGGUGGUCUUGAUCUUUAUGGAGAACAGAGACAUUCCUCUCUCAGAUCCAGAUCAGACCUGGAGUCUCCCCGAUCUCCUGUAAAUUCUCAGCAAAGGUACCAUGGCUUCCAUGCUGAUAUAAAUCCAGUUUCCCUUGCAUGCCCUCAGCUGCAAAAUUAUGAUCCUGACAGAGCUUUAACAGAUUACAUUAAUCGGCUAGAGGCACUACAGAGGCGACUUGGAAGUGUUCAGUCAGGUUCUGCUUCCUACACUCAGUUGCACUGUGGUAUGAGAAGAUAAUAACCUUUCAAUAUUUCCAUCACUGGUAGUGACAUAAAUGAAAUUGCCUUUUGUAAAUCUGUGCUCCUGUGCUUUUGUAUAAUGUGUAUAUUGUGGGACCAACAUGAACGCAGCAGUACGAUUGUAUACAGUUCCCUUGCUGGCACAUCCACGCAGACUGGAAUUUCUGUAUCUAGGUACCUGGUGUUCAUUCAAAAAAAGAUCAAUCAUUAAUUUUACAUGUAUAUUUGUGGAAUGCUAAUUUAAAUGAUUAACUUAUGAAAAAAGUGUGUAUUUAUCGAGCGGGUGCAAGUAUGAAACUUAAGCAUUAGUGAGAUUGCAGAGUGUAGCUCAAAGUGCACUGCACUGUUUUUCUGGUAAGGCUACUGAAUUAACAUGACUCUCUUCUAAUAUAUUUGCUAUUGGCAGUGCAGGCAAAAUAUCACUUGUAGAGACCUAUUUUUGUAAUGGUAGAAGUUUUGAAUUUUAUGGGUAUUUUGUCAAAGUACUGAAAUAAAAGAUGACUUCAUCCUUUUAAA